AUGUCUCAAAGAAAGCUACAACAAGAUAUUGAUAAGCUUUUGAAGAAAGUGAAAGAGGGAAUCGAAGAUUUCGACGACAUAUAUGAAAAAUUUCAGUCAACAGACCCUUCCAACUCGUCGCAUAGGGAAAAACUAGAAUCUGACUUAAAGAGAGAAAUCAAAAAACUGCAAAAACAUAGAGACCAAAUAAAAACAUGGCUAAGCAAAGAGGAUGUAAAAGAUAAACAGAGUGUUCUGAUGACUAAUAGGAGGCUGAUUGAAAAUGGCAUGGAAAGGUUCAAGUCCGUGGAGAAAUUAAUGAAAACAAAACAGUUUUCAAAGGAGGCUUUAACGAACCCAGAUAUAAUUAAGGAUCCCAGAGAACUCAAAAAGAGAGACCAAGUCAUGUUCAUUCAUGAUUGUUUAGAUGAACUACAGAAGCAAGUAGAACAAUCAGAGGCUCAAGAAAAUGAGGAACAAACAGAAAGACACGAAUUUCACAUCGCAAACCUAGAAAAUAUCUUGAAGAAACUUCAAAAUAAUGAAAUGGACCCAGAGCCUGUGGAAGAAUUUCAAGAUGAUAUAAAGUAUUAUGUUGAGAAUAACAGUGAUCCUGAUUUCAUCGAAUAUGAUACAAUUUACGAAGAUAUGGGUUGUGAAAUUCAACCUUCAUCGAAUAGCAAUGAAGCCCCCAAAGAAGCAAACAAUCUAUCAUCCGUAUCCAGCAUCCGUUCCACGAGAAAACAAGAACGUUCUCCAAAGAAAAAAAUCCCACCAAAGGAAACAUUUAUAUCAGACAGGGCGACAACUCCAGUGGCGGCAGCUGUAGAAUCUGUUUCUCGGUCUGUAUCUUCUACUCCGACACCAGUAUCGAUUGAUACGCCAUUGCAUACAGCGAGAGACGAUUCAAUGAAGCUCGAUAAUUCCGUCCCUGCUGCACUAGCUACCAACAUGUUCAUGAAAAAGAAGGAAUAUGAGAAUGAUUCAGAGCAACAAUUGAAUUUUCCGCCGGAUAAAACAGAGGAAAUCCAAAAAACUAUCCAGAACGAUAUAGAAACGAACGCAGCUUUUCAGAAUCCUCUUUUUAAUGACGAAUUGAAGUAUUGGUUGGACUCGAAAAAGUACUUAAUGCAACCUCUUCAAGAAAUGUCGCCAAGAAUGGUAUCGCAGUUAGAAUCCUCGCUCUUAAAUUGUCCGGAUUCUUUAGAUGCCGAUUCACCAUGUCUUUAUACCAAACCAUUAUCUUUACCUCACCCAACAUCAAUUUUCUUCCCCAGUGAACCAAUUCGAUUUGUUUACCCCUACGAUGUACCUUUGAAUCUAGCAAAUAAUGAAAAUGACACAACUGACAAAUUCGAUAAAGAUGGUAAUCCAAAAUCCAAAAAGCAUGACGAUAUCUAUAAUAGAACUUCGUUGGCGAGAAUAUUCAUGAAAUUCGACCUUGAUACUUUAUUUUUCAUAUUCUAUCAUUAUCAGGGUUCUUAUGAGCAGUUUCUAGCAGCCAGAGAGCUUUACAAAAACAGAAACUGGUUAUUCAACAGAGUGGACCGUUGCUGGUACUAUAAGGAAAUCGAGAAGUUACCACCGGGAAUGGGUAAAUCUGAAGAGGAAUCAUGGAGGUAUUUCGAUUAUAAAAAAAGUUGGUUAGCGAGACGUUGCGGUAACGAUUUUGUAUAUAAUGAAGAAGAUUUUGAAAAACUGUAA
Messenger RNA from Saccharomyces kudriavzevii IFO 1802, 1683 nucleotides. RefSeq names its product CCR4-NOT core subunit NOT5 (gene NOT5). Gene Ontology annotation, cellular component: P-body; CCR4-NOT core complex; nucleus. Gene Ontology annotation, biological process: nuclear-transcribed mRNA poly(A) tail shortening; regulation of DNA-templated transcription. Lineage: Eukaryota; Fungi; Ascomycota; Saccharomycetes; Saccharomycetales; Saccharomycetaceae. The transcript has a single exon. The coding region runs from base 1 to 1683 and encodes 560 amino acids. The record is from RefSeq and is a predicted model, not a curated record.